AUGGUUAUAGAGAAAUUAAGUGUCUUGGCUUAUUCAUAUGCUUCUCCAUUGGUCAGGUGGUCUCAGAUAGCCCAGCACUUGCCAGGAAGAACUGAUAACGAGAUUAAGAACCACUGGCACUCUUACCUCAAGAAGAAAGUGGCUAAAGAGGGACAAUCUCAAGCUCAAAAUGAGUAUCCGAGUCCAAACACAGAUAUCACAGAAUCCUCACUCUCUUCCCUCAAGUCCUUUGAAUCGUUUGAACCAACAGAAGGAACACAAAUCUCUGGUGCUCCGGGAGAGGCUCCGCAGAGCAACUUGCCAAAGCUUCUCUUCGCGGAGUGGCUCUCACUAGACCAAUUCCAAGGCCAGUGCUCUGGAAAUUACGGUGAAUCAGCCGAAGUUUCUAAAGAUGCUCACUGUGACCUCAAUUCUAGCUUCCUAGACCCUUUAUCCUAUGGCUUGUUACUGAACGAGGGGUUGUUUGGUGGCGACUUAACCGGUGACUCUGCUUUCGAAAUGUUUUAUCCGCAGUUCAGAUCGGAUAAUCGGUUUUCUGAAAAUGGUUUUGUUAGUUUUAUGGCCGAAGAGGAUAUGUGCAGCCAGCUUAAUGUAAAUGAUGUCAUGUACGUAUGA
Messenger RNA from Thlaspi arvense, 615 nucleotides. The record is from the annotation of a GenBank genome assembly. NCBI's taxonomy places the organism in Eukaryota, Viridiplantae, Streptophyta, Magnoliopsida, Brassicales, Brassicaceae.